UCUCUCUCAGAUCUUCUAGAUCACCCAAAAGGGUCUCUGUUUCUUCUGGGUUUUUCACCUUUCCUUUUUUCUAUUAUGGAUAACAAGACUUCUUCAUCUUCUACUGAAAACACUACUAGUAGCAAUAGAGAUCAGUACCUGAAACACCUCAACAAGCUCUCCCACAAGAUCUCCAAACCCGUGACCCGAAAACCCAACUUCGACCCGCCUCCUGUUCCGGCUCCCAACCCCCAAAACGCACCGCUUCAGCAGCUCCAAUCCUCUGCUUCGCAGCCCAAUCAGCACCAGCCUCCGGUCUACAACAUCAACAAGAACGAUUUUCGGGACGUGGUUCAGAAGCUGACCGGUUCACCGGCCCACACGGACCGGUUCGCGACUCCUCCGCCGAUUCAUCCGCCGAAAACCCAGAGCUCGCGGCUCCAGCGCAUCCGCCCUCCGCCGCUGGCCCAGCUCGCCUCCCGCCCGCCUUCUCUGCUCGACGGCGCCGUUUCGGCUCAGCCGAAUAACAACAACAACAACAAUAACUCUCUCAUUCCGCCUAUGGGCGCCGCCGCCGCUCAUUUCGGCGGCGUCAUGGGAAGGUCCACCGCGCCGCUCUCGCCUCUGCCUCCUUUUCCGACCGUCCACGCGGCGGCGGAGUCGCCGGUCUCGGCCUACAUGAGGUACCUCCACAACUCGCUGUCCACUGGUGAUUCGAAUCCGAAUAUGAACCAGAAGCAGCAGCAGCAUUUCUCUGGAUUCUCGCCGCUGGCGCCGCUCGUCUCGCCCCGCUGGACCAACCUGACCCCUCCGCCGCAACCGGAGCAGAAUCAAAAUGAGAAUCAGAACCAGAAUCAGCAGGUUCCUCAGCCGGAGCUGGGACAGGGUAUGGCACCCUCGUCGGAAGCUCCUGCUCCGGCGGCAUCCUCCCAGCCCCAAUUCGCCAUGCCUGCGUCGCCACUUCCAUUCGGAUGCUUGAAUUCGCCUCGGUCGCAGUAUGGUUUGCUUUCCCCAACUCAGUUAGGGUUUCCUCAGCUUCCUCUCUCACCGACGGUGCCUGUUCCAAGCCCUAGGUGGAGGGGUUUCUAGUCUUUUCUUCAGGUAAGUCCAGCUUUAGAUUAUCUUUAUGUCGAAAAACAAUACACAGGAAGCUGUCUGCUUUAGAGUUUUAGGGUUCUUUUUUAUCUUGCUCCACAGAAACUUUGUACAUUAUGGGUUGAGGGAUUUAUUCAAUUACUAGUGGUUUGACGGAAAUGGUCCGCCGCUGGUUCAAAAUUAGGGUAUU
Molecule: messenger RNA, 1264 nt
Organism: Fragaria vesca subsp. vesca
Lineage: Eukaryota; Viridiplantae; Streptophyta; Magnoliopsida; Rosales; Rosaceae
Exons: 1
Coding region: 76-1068 (330 amino acids)
Source: RefSeq, a predicted model, not a curated record